Molecule: messenger RNA, 999 nt
Organism: Lutzomyia longipalpis
Lineage: Eukaryota; Metazoa; Arthropoda; Insecta; Diptera; Psychodidae
Product: RNA-binding protein 7
Exons: 2
Coding region: 216-872 (218 amino acids)
Biological process (GO): regulation of alternative mRNA splicing, via spliceosome
Cellular component (GO): nucleus
Molecular function (GO): single-stranded RNA binding
Source: RefSeq, a predicted model, not a curated record
GUUGUGAUAUCACAAAGAUAGCCUGAAAUAUGAAAUAAAGUUCAAAAAACUCCGAAAAAAUGAUAAAAAAAGGAAAACAAAAUUGACCGCCUAUUCCUAUUUAGCACACGUCCUAUGACUUUCAAUCGGAAUUUUUCCACCACAAUAAGCAAAAAGUUUUAGUAGGUUGUUUGCAUUUUUGUUUAGGAAUAAAAUUCCUUUUUUCUCAAAGAGAAAUGGACAGUGAGCAGUCCAGAACGCUCUACUGUGGAAACUUAUCUGAAAAAGUUACUGAGGAAAUUCUCUAUGAAUUAUUCCUGCAGGCGGGUCCAAUUGAUGAAGUGAGAAUCCCCAAAUCCCGCAGUUUCGGAUUUGUGACAUACAGACAUGAGGCUACUAUUCCGUAUGCUCUCAAUUUGUACUCUGGAACACGAUUAUUUGGUCGGGAGAUCACAAUUGCUUUAAAGACACAGCAGGGUAGUGCUCCCCCGGACCGAGAUCAUCCUGGCAAGAGCAUCCUAAGUCAUGGACCACGGGGAAUGACAAAUUCAAUGCCGGGACAUAUGACGCCCCAAAUGAGAGUGCCACCACCACCGCCGCCCCUCAAUGUACCCACAAUAUCUGGCUUAUCAAUAGACAUCCAGGGUUUGCUGCAGAUGGGACAGCACUUGAAUGCGAAUCUCCAGGGGGGCUUCAAUGCCUCCUCCCGUGGAAAUUAUUACGGUGACAAUCGCACCAAUAAUGAUCUCGUGAACCGUGGCAAGCACUACCGAAGUCACGAAAGCAGAAAACCCUAUGAAAAUAAUCGUCGACAGAGGGAUAUUGAUAAGGACCGCGAAAGGGACAACAAUCGUGGCCACUACCGCGAUAGGGACCGUCGUCAUCGUCGGUAGGGCGACCUCCACCUACAUCCCAUUCCACACAAAAUUACAUGUACAAAGAUUCAUUAUAAAAACGCGUGUAAUUCUCUGCCAGAAAUUUUGCUGUAAAAAAUACAUUUUUUCACUCCCUUGCAUAGCA